AUUGAGAAGUUCUCUGGAGAUGGCUAUGAUGAUUGGGCAUGGAAGAUGCAGCUCUACUUUCGACAAAUUGGCCUCUUGAAGCUCAUGAUUGGAACGGAGCCCAGGCCAAAGGAAAUGGCAGAGCAAGCGGACUGGGAUGAACGUUCAUCUGCUGGGUAUUAUCUACUGUCACAAAGCUUGGAGCUGAACCAGAGGCAUCACAUCAUGCAUCUGCUACCGGAAACUGAUUGUGGGCCCAAGGCAUGGGCAGUGCUCAAGGACCUGCACGCUCCGACAUCGGUUGCCGCUUCUCUCAUGCUGGAUCGGGAGCUGUCCAUGCUGCGGUUGAGCGAGAAUGAACCUGUGCAGCCCGUACUGGACAAGAUGAGGGAACUCUACGCGAAAUUGGCGAUUGCAGGCAUCACGUACCCUGAGCAGACUAAUGGCACAGCUGUUGCAAGGGCUGGAGAGGAAUUGCACCCGCUUGACAUGUGGGUCAUGGACUCUGGUGCUGCAUGGACAAUGACACCACGCAAGGAUUUGCUGGAUGCUGUGCGAGCGCCUCCAAUCUCUGAAGUGCGCUCAGCAUCCGGACAUGCAGUGAAGGUCGCUGCAUUCAGAGCACCUGAUGGUGGACUGGUUGUGCUGAAGGACGUGUUACUCGUACCGGGGCUGAAGGCCAAUCUGAUAUCGCUGCGCAAGCUAGGCCAGGCCGGAGUCAGCACCACCACCAAUGGAUCCAAAACAUUCAAGGGGCUGCGAGGAGAUCGUAGUGUUCGGAUGCAUGGCAGUGGCGCAUGUCCCUAAACCGUACAGGACAAAGCUUGGAGCAUCUGCACUGUGGUGUGUGCACCUUGGGCUUGCGGCAGAGAGCAAGGGGUGGCUACUCUAGGAGCCCUCAAAGAAUGUGCUGUUUGACAGUCGGGAUGUCAAAUUUGUGGAGAACAUCAUGUAUGGCAAGUGGGAGAAGCAGCCGGAGGCAAGGGUCACCCAGCAGCUGGAAGAGAUCACUAUGCACUUCGAUUUGUCCGAACCUGAGGACAGCGAAGUCACUGCGCCAACGGCAAGCGGUACUGAUGAAGGCAGCAAUGAGGAUAUUGC
This is a messenger RNA of Closterium sp. NIES-67, 1080 nucleotides long. The record is from the annotation of a GenBank genome assembly. Lineage: Eukaryota; Viridiplantae; Streptophyta; Zygnematophyceae; Desmidiales; Closteriaceae.